Penicillium pulvis is the source of this 3702-nucleotide messenger RNA. Its product is annotated as karyopherin MSN5. Bases 1 to 3702 code for a protein of 1233 amino acids. Gene Ontology annotation, cellular component: cytoplasm; nucleus; RNA nuclear export complex. Gene Ontology annotation, molecular function: RNA binding; nuclear export signal receptor activity. Gene Ontology annotation, biological process: protein export from nucleus; RNA export from nucleus. NCBI's taxonomy places the organism in Eukaryota, Fungi, Ascomycota, Eurotiomycetes, Eurotiales, Aspergillaceae. The transcript is spliced from 4 exons. The record is from RefSeq and is a predicted model, not a curated record.
AUGGCUGCUGAGGAGUUGUCGGAGGCCGGCCUGGCCGAUAUCAUUCGAGCACUCGAGGCGAUCCACAGCCCUGCGUCUACGAACGAGCUUCGCAAAGAGGCCUUGACUUUUGUUGAAUCUCUCAAAGAUAGCGACGCGGCAUCCCGGAACGGCUUUUUACUUGCUUCACGCGCUGACCAUGCCUACGUCGUGCGAUACUUCGGGUUGACCUUGCUGGAUCAUGUUCUUCGUCACCUUUCCUUCUCCAAUACCGUCUCCAACCACGAAGAAUCCGCGAACGUGCGCUCAAUGAUCCUCCAACUCGCCGAAAACAUUCGCCCCGAAGAUCCUGCCUAUUUCCGCAACAAGAUUCCUCAGCUGUGGUCAGAGGCUGCCAAAAAGAGCUGGGCCUUGGAUUGGGUGGACAUGGAUGAAGCGCUGGUGAAGUUUUGGGGUUCGUCGCUGGUACACAACGAGCUUGUUCUCGCCGUCUUGGAGACCUUGUCCGAGGAUGUUUUUUUCCGCGAGGAUACCGUCUCAUCGCUUCGUGGAUCUGAGCUCAAUCGUGCAUUGGUGGAAAUUUUCACCCCUGUUGCGAUUGUUGAGCAAAUUAACCCAGACAAAAGCAAAUGCGCGGCGGAACGUUGUGGUGAGGAAGGUUGGCUCGUUCGGAUUUGCGGGUUUUUGGACACUUGCGUCCAGAAUUCUUCCAGCUCCCCCCAGGCUCGCGAUGCAGCGGUCAAAGCUCUGAUGACCUUGCGUUCGGCACUUUCCUGGUCAAUCUACAAGGCAGUUGUGGCCUCACAGGUUGUGCCCGCCGUUUUCAGGUCAUUGACUUGCCAGGAUGAGCAGAUAUUGCUGGCCGGAAUAGAGGCAUUGCAUGCGCUAUAUGGUAGGAGCAACAUGGGCAAUGAAGAAUCUCAGGCCCUUGUUUGUCUUCUCUUCGAGCCCGAGUACCUCAGCACUCUUCAAAACCUCUAUCAAUGGUCAAUUGUAGGCCCAGAUGACGUCGAUGAACCCAAGUAUCUCAUUUCUAAGAAGCUUUCCGAGAUGGUUUCUUAUGUUGCGGGCUGCUUAGAAGAUGACCGGCUAUUGAGAGAAACUAUGCACCACUUGGAUCUCCCGACGUUCUUCAAUUUCAUGGUGAACAUCAUGCAACAUGAGAGUUUGACUGUGUCAAUUCCCGUCUUGCAUUUGUGGUCCAGGCUACUGCCCAUCAACAAAAUCGGUAAAUUGGACUUUGUCGUGGCACAGACCCCUAACCUUUUGAACAUUUGUACCGCGAGAUUGAUCCGUUGGGAGUCCCUUCCUACCGAGUCCGAAAACCCAACAGUGCAAUUUCUCGUGGAAGACAUUGAUACGAUUCCAGAACGCCAUGCCUUUGUUGGAAAUUACCGCCGCUACUGUUCAUCAAUCAUCGAAACUAUUACUUUCAAGCGACCCCAGGAGGCCAUUAGUGAGAUCCUGAGCAGGGUGGAUGGCAAUUUGGACAAUCUUUACAAUGGUGCCCAGCCGUUCAGUAUGGAGACCUUCAACAAAUCUUCCAUUCCGCUCAUGCGCGCAGAUGCUCAAUUUGCAGUGGUGGAGGCGGUUAUUAAGGGCUAUCACAAAUGGAUUGAGGCUCACGGUAAAGCUCCACAAGAGGAUGAGCAAGAACGCAGUCAAUUAGAAUAUGCCGUCGAAAAUUGGGCCUCAAGUCUGAUGCAGAGGUCUUAUGAGGACCCCGUAAUGAAGCAGCGAGUCAUCAAGUUGGUGGUUGAUGUUUCUUCCCGGGCCUUGGAUAGUCACCCUGCCUUCGCUCUAAAAGUGCUCGAGCAUAUCCUCAUGACCCGACUCCAGGAUCAUUCCGAGUUCCCUGCUUAUUCUGAGGCUGUCAAGGAACUCCACGGAUUGGCUAGCCAUGAGCUACGCCGCCUUGCAAUCCGUUAUGCCGACUACUUUUCCACAUUUUAUGAUUUGCUUGAACCGAAGAUCAGGGAGAUCACACAGGCCAAUCGUGUCGAUGAUAAGCUCCAGAUGGAGCUCACUUCUAUCCUACUUAUCAUCAUGCAACGCGCAAACAAUAUCGACCCGAAUGUACGUCUUAGUCGCCUGGCUUCCUUCCUUGAACCGAUCCGAGAAGCUUGGCAAGAUGAAGAGUUUUGUCGCAUGAGUUCAUCGUUUGAAGGCUUUUGUUCAAUGCUUGGGCUGGAAAAUGUUGGAUCAUACAUGCAGGCCUUGCAGGCACACAAGCUGUCCGAUUGGUCAUCGGCUCCUCUGGAUAGCCAAGGAAAGCUUGUCCAGGAGGAGAUGACCAAGAAGUUCCAAAUGCUCCCACUACGGGGUACCAAAACAAUGCUCGCGGUGUCCACAGAUAAGCUAAAGCAGUCCGCUCCAGCAUAUGCAGUGGCUUGCAAUAUGUGGCAUGACUUGGUACCUCAAAUUCUACGGACCCUCCUUCCUCUGCUCAAUCAUGUUCAUGCUUUCCACAAUCCGUCAAAUUGGACAGUGAGUGAUGAAAUGCGAGCAGUGGUUGAGCGAAUCUUGACAGACCGCUUUUGGCAAGCUGGUAUCUCCAGUGGAAGUCGUGAUGACUUCUAUGCUAGAAUCACCGCCUCAAAGUCAACCAUUGAGGGCUUCGCAUCGUCUGUUCGAGGAAAGAUCAGAGCCGUUCGUGAAUCCUGUUACUCUAUGCUAUUCAGUAUGAGCAGAAUGCGCGAGCAGUUCUACGGAUAUGCGGAGCUCCCCGGGCCUUUGUCCGAAGCUCUCUUCAAAGAUGCAGAGCAUCUCUCUUCUCAUCAAUACUCAGUCCUGCUCAACAUUUCGCGCUGCCUGAUCGACGACUGCCCAGUGCAGUACCGCAGCCAAUUUCUCCCUCCUAUGCUUUCCACUUUGUUUAGAAGCAUUGAUCGUAAAAUCACAACUGAGUGGGAAAUCAUUGAAGCAAGGAAGAAUGGAUUCGCCGAUGGAGAUCUCACUGAUGAAAUGAAGUCCGAAAGCGUGCUCCGUCAAUUGACCUAUUCUGCCGUCAUCAUGGUGGCCAGCUUGUUCGAUCCACAGAGAGGAGAUCCUGAUCGAACGGAGGCGGACCCGAGCGCUCCGCAAUCUACUCCUGAUAUUUCAGAUUCAAUCCGCCAUUUUGUACUCUCAUCGCCGGAAAUAUUUGAACCUCUCAUGCUUUUCUGUACACACGCACUCCGCAUGCGAGAUACCCGAUGCUGCAGCAUCAUCACUCGUGUUAUUCGCUCGAUUCUGCCGGACUUUGCUCCUCCCCACAACAGUCAAACUACCCUGACCAUCCGCGAGUUUAUCUGUUCGGAUGUUCUCAAGGCUUGCAUCACAUCUGUUCAUGAACCAUACUUCGUCGACAUGCAGAAAGAUUUGGCACAGCUUAUUGCGUCGAUCUGGGUCUUGUAUGGAAUGGAAACCUGCACCCCACGCUCUAUCUUCCUCACAUUACCGGGCAUCACCCCGGAGAAGCUUUCACACACAGAGGCCCAGCUUCAUCGAUCGCCUUCCCCUCGUCAGCAACGCGCCUUGGUGCUUGAACUUCUCGAGUCUCUACGAGGUGUUAGCAUUGCUGAGCAAGGAAAAAUUCUUGGUUCACGCGAGGACCGUCGGAAAGCCCGUAGUGCGCUUCAGGAGCGAUACAUGACCAACGAGAUGGAGACUCAACAGACAAAUCAUCGCGUUGAUAUCAAUGACGGGCCUGAUCUUUCUGGAGUGGCUGAUAUGUUCGGCUAA